Molecule: messenger RNA, 909 nt
Organism: Seminavis robusta
Lineage: Eukaryota; Bacillariophyta; Bacillariophyceae; Naviculales; Naviculaceae
Source: the annotation of a GenBank genome assembly
AUGUACUUUUGUGACGAUUCUGGGGAAGCGGUGGCCACACCAAGAAUUGUGUCUAUUUCGUCCUAUGAGAUCAAUCCAGAUCAGACGAUCCUUUCGGUUCAUUAUUUUCAACGAAGACAGGACGAUGCAGAAGCUAGUGAGGAAGCUUCUGUUGGCCCGGCGGUUGAUAAUGAUUCGCCUCCGAUCGAUGUCGUUAUGGAGAAUCGCUCAAAGACCGACUAUAUGACUGUGGUGACUAUUCUGUCAAGACGCGAUCCAGUCUUUCUACACAAGAGAAUUGAAAAUGCUUCGGCGUUUGCCCUGGCGGAUCCUGAAAGUGCCCACAUCUUUCCGCAUGCCAAGUGUGUUGGGCAGUAUGAAUGGCUCGAUGACAAACCCUUCAAUCGAUUAGUGCUGAGCAGAGAUUUACAUCUGAAUUUUGAUGCAAGUGCCCAAGGACGUGCCAAACGUCGGAAGACGACCCCAUCAUUUACCUUUAAACCUCUUCCAGGAAAGGGGGAGCCCUUGUAUAGAACUGUGGACCACAACUCAGUUCCAUGCUACGAAAUCCCACUUGAAAUUGUCAUUUUUGACAAUGAUAAGAUGGAGGCUUUGUUGACCCACCUUUCAAAUUAUGCUCAGCUCAACAGACACAAUACACGGCACUGGACUAUAACUGGCGCGGAAGUGCGGAUUUUUUAUCCUCGAGACACGAGGAUCAAUUUGGUAGCGGAGGCAAAAGAUGGAAGCGUGCCAGCAGGCACGACGGAGGAUCUAGGAACAGCAAUUCCUGGUGUUGAUGAUCUGAGCACCUGCUGGUCCAACUCCGUUACACACCGCCUCCGUUUGGAAGAAGCCGAAGUGUUGGAGAAGCUCCUAAGUUGGAACUACGUAGAUGCCUCGAGAACUCAGUCAUCGCUGAUGCUGUGA